Messenger RNA from Rhagoletis pomonella (apple maggot), 1095 nucleotides. RefSeq names its product troponin C. Gene Ontology annotation, molecular function: enzyme regulator activity; calcium ion binding. NCBI's taxonomy places the organism in Eukaryota, Metazoa, Arthropoda, Insecta, Diptera, Tephritidae. The transcript is spliced from 5 exons. The coding region runs from base 191 to 658 and encodes 155 amino acids. The record is from RefSeq and is a predicted model, not a curated record.
UUGCGUUCGUAUGUGUGUGUGUGUUGCUAUCAGAUCGGAGUGAUUUUCUUUGAUAUUUUGGAACGUGUGCCGAGCAACAUACCGCCAGUUGGAGGACGAACGUUGAAGCUUCUGGUACACUGCACAACAAAGUGUGAAAACUAAAAUAUAAUUCGCUUUGUCAGUACAGGAAAAAAAAUACUUGGUGAAAAUGAGUUCCGUGGAUGAAGAUCUGACACCUGAGCAAAUUGCAGUGCUCCAGAAAGCUUUUAAUAGCUUCGACCACCAGAAAACCGGUAGUAUCCCUACAGAAAUGGUGGCGGACAUUCUACGUUUGAUGGGCCAACCCUUCGAUAAGAAAAUUUUGGAGGAACUCAUCGAUGAAGUUGAUGAAGAUAAAUCAGGUCGUUUAGAGUUCGAAGAGUUCGUACAACUGGCUGCCAAAUUUAUCGUUGAAGAAGAUUCUGAAGCUAUGCAAAAGGAAUUGCGCGAAGCCUUCCGUCUUUAUGAUAAACAAGGCAAUGGCUUUAUUCCCACAUCUUGCUUAAAAGAAAUUCUGAGAGAGUUGGACGAUCAAUUGACCGAAGCAGAGCUUGAUAUUAUGAUCGAGGAGAUCGACUCGGAUGGCUCUGGCACAGUGGACUUUGAUGAGUUCAUGGAAAUGAUGACAGGAGAGUAAAAUUAAAUUCGAAAGGGUGUGUAUUGUCGUCGUCUCUAAGCUGUCCGAUUGAUCUUUGGGAUAUACUGCGAAGACGCAAAUAGAAAGUUGCAUAAUUGCUUUCCAAGCACUGGCGGGUGUCAAUCAUUUACUCAUAUACAUAUUCAAUAUAUAAAUUUGUACAUAAUAUGUACGUAUACUGUUGAGGCUUCAGUUGUUAUACUAACCAUUGUCUCUCAUAGAAAAUUAAAUAUUUUGGGUUUAAGAUUUCGCUAUUUGUUUAUUUGUAUACUGAAAUUUUGGUAAUCAUACUUUAAACGUAUACAAACACCCAUAUAUAUAAAAUAUUGUAUGUAUUUACUUCAUACGCCAUAAACAUGUCUUUGGUGUUCACCAAAUAUGUUGCCCAUAAAACUAAAAAACUUACGCAUUUAAAAUAAAAAGAUUUUAAUUGAAAA